Molecule: messenger RNA, 1658 nt
Organism: Callorhinus ursinus (northern fur seal)
Lineage: Eukaryota; Metazoa; Chordata; Mammalia; Carnivora; Otariidae
Product: complement factor H
Biological process (GO): complement activation
Molecular function (GO): complement component C3b binding
Source: RefSeq, a predicted model, not a curated record
UUCCCGAGCUGUGUUUCAAUUUCCUUUUGAGCAAGUGCUUUCCUGCACUAAUCACAAUUUUUAGAGGAAGAGAACUUGACAUAGUGUGAGCGCUGUCAGCUGUUAAAUGUACUCCUAAAAGACCCUCAAAAUGAGAUUUCCAGGGGAAAUCGUUUGGCUUAUAUUGUGGACUGUUUGUAUGGCUGAAGAUUGCAAAGGACCUCCUCCAAGAAAAGAGACUGAAGUUUUGUUUGGUGCCUGGCCUGAACAAACAUAUCCAGAGGGCAUGCGGGCUACAUAUAAAUGCCGACCUGGAUUUAGAACUCUUGGAGCUAUUAUAAUGGAAUGCAAGAAUGGAGAAUGGGAGUCUCUUAAUCCAUUGAGGAUAUGUCGGGAAAGGCCCUGUGGACAUCCUGGAGAUACUCCUUUUGGUUCUUUUCAUCUUGAAAGAGGAAAUGAGUUUGUAUAUGGUGCAAAGGUUGUUUACACAUGUCAUGAGGGGUAUCAGUUGCUAGGUAGGAUUAAUUUCCGUGAGUGUGAACCAGAUGGAUGGACCAAUGAUGUUCCUCUUUGUGAAGUUGUUAAGUGUUUACCAGUGACAGAACCAGAGAAUGGGAGACUUACCAGUACUGCGUUGGAACUGGACCAAGACCAUACUUUUGGACAAGUAGUACGAUUUCAGUGUAAUUCAGGCUUCAAGCUGGAUGGGCCUGCAGAAAUCCAUUGCUCAACAAAUGGUGUUUGGAGUGGAGAAACACCGAAAUGUGUGGAAAUUUCCUGCCAAGAGCCAGAAAUCGUAAAUGGACGGUCUACAUCUCAGAAGAAAAUUUACAAAGAAAAUGAACGACUUCAAUAUAAAUGUAACAAGGGUUAUGAAUACAGUGAUAGAGGAGAUGCUGUAUGUACUAAAUCUGGAUGGACUCCAAGUCCUUCAUGUAGAGAAGUCACAUGUACUUCUCCUCAUAUUCCAAAUGGUUACUACACAUCUGAAGCCAUCCGAUACAGAACGGGAGAUGAAAUCACAUAUCACUGUAAAAAUAGGUUUCAUCCUGCAAGCCAUGUAAAUACGGCAAUAUGUACCAGUACAGGCUGGCUACCUCUGCCAAGAUGUACUUUGAGGCCCUGUGAUUUUCCACAAAUAAAAUAUGGAAGUUUAUACAAGGAAAACUACCAUAGAUCAUCCUUUCCAGCAGCUAUAGGACAAAAGUUUUACUAUUCCUGUGAUUCCAAUUUUGCGACUCCUUCACAAAAGCAGUGGGAAUACAUUACUUGCACACACAAAGGUUGGGAACCAGAAGUACCAUGCCGCAGACGAUGUAUUUUCAAUUAUUUGAAAAAUGGAGAUUAUCCAAGGUAUGAACAAACAUUUCUCCAAGAUGAAACUGUGAGAGUUAAAUGCAAUUCUGGUUACAGUCUUCAAAAUGAGCAGACUAUAAUGACAUGUACAGAGAAUGGCUGGUUCCCUCCUCCAGAAUGCAUCCCUCUCAAAAGAUGUUCAAAAUCAGAUAUAACAAUUGAAAAUGGAUUUUUUUCUGAAUAUGAAUUUGCAUAUCCCUUGAAUAAAGAAACACAAUAUCAGUGUAAAUCAGGAUAUGUAACACCAGAUGGUAAAACUUCAGGAUCAAUUACAUGUCUGCAUAGUGGAUGGUCACCUCAACCCACAUGUAUUAGUGAGUAAU